CGUUAAAUGGGUUUAACGUACAUUGACCUAUAAAACAGAUACGAGGAGGACAUUUCACUGGGAACAAACAAUUCCUCCCAUGAACUUGACCGCGCUCGACCUUCGCUCGUUCGUCCCAGCCGCAGACUUCGGCAAAUCCAAGGCGUUCUACACGGCCCUGGGCUUUGAUUGCACGUGGUCGUCGGACAACCUUGCGGUGUUCCGGUACGGUCCCUCCCUUUCCUUCUACCUCCAGGCGUUCAACGAGCAGGCGUUCAUCGACAACUACAUGAUGUUCUUGAGCGUGGAGAACGUCGCGGACUGGUUCGUCGUCACGAAGACCGUCACGGACAAGUUCCAGACACGGCUGGGGGAAGUACGCGACCAGCCAUGGGGCCAGCGAGACUUCACGUUUCAAGACCCGUGCGGCGUGUGCUGGCGAGUUGCUCAGACGAUGGAGGGGAGUUAAACGCAUUUAACGUGUUAGACGAUGCAAUAUGGUGCUCAGAUGAUUUUGAUACAAUUAAGUUGAUAUGGCUUCUUCCGAA
Molecule: messenger RNA, 527 nt
Organism: Aphanomyces astaci
Lineage: Eukaryota; Oomycota; Saprolegniomycetes; Saprolegniales; Verrucalvaceae
Exons: 1
Coding region: 80-448 (122 amino acids)
Source: RefSeq, a predicted model, not a curated record